AUGAAAGACCGCCUCGGGCACGAACGCGAAUGGAAGGCCGACGAGCAAUGCCCCCAGGCGACCGCUGUCGUUCCGAAGAAGAACGUGGAACUUUGGAGCUCACUGGGCAAGACUUUCGACUCGGACGCGUUCAAGGCGCGUGCAGUCGAAUGGAUUGGUGGGGCCGUCCGUGUACCGACCCAGUCAUACGAUAAGAUGGGGCCCGUAGGCGAAGACAAGCGUUGGGAGGCAUUUGGUCCUUUCCAUGACUAUUUGCUGAAGUCGUUCCCGUUGAUUCACUCAACGCUCGAGCUCACAAAGGUCAACACGUGGGGUCUCGUUUACGUCUGGAAGGGCUCCGAUGCGUCAUUGAAGCCUCUCCUCCUGGCCGCUCACCAAGACGUCGUUCCUGUCAACCCUGACACUGUGGAUGAAUGGACUCACCCCCCCUUCUCCGGCUACUUUGAUGGGGAGCGCAUCUGGGGCCGUGGAAGUUCUGACGACAAAAGCGGCUUGAUCGGUAUACUGUCUUCGAUCGAGUCUCUCUUGGAGGCUGGUUUCCAGCCAACUCGGGGCGUUGUGCUUGCAUUUGGCUUUGACGAGGAAACCAGCGGUCUACAUGGCGCUGCGGCCAUCAGCAAGUACUUGCAUGAGACGUACGGUGAAAACUCGUUCCUGCUGCUCGUUGAUGAGGGUGGAGGAUUCGCUCAGGAGUAUGGCAGCGUCAUCGCCACCCCUGGCAUAGCUGAGAAGGGCUACAUUGACGUUCGUGUGGAGGUUACCUCGCCCGGUGGUCACUCCAGCGUGCCUCCUCAGCACACUACCAUUGGUAUUCUCUCGCAGCUACUCGUGCAUUACGAGGAGAACCCCUACGAGGCCAAGCUCUCCCGGGGUACGCCCAUAUAUUGGAAAUCCCAAUGUCUCGCAGCCUACGCGCCCGACCUCCCUGGCGAGCUCCGCAAGGCGCUCAAGAAGUCCGUCAAGUCUGACAAGGCGUUGAAGGCCGCUCAAAAGGAACUUUUCAAGAGCAAAUCCUUCCACGCGCUCGUCGGCACGACCCAAGCCAUCGACCUCAUCAACGGCGGCGUCAAGACGAACGCGCUUCCCGAGCUUGCGUGGGCUGUCGUCAACCAUCGUAUCGCUACUGAUAGCUCGGUCGGCGACGUCCAGGCGCACGACACGGAGCUCCUGAAGCAGCUCGCCCAUCAAUUCAACCUGUCGUACACGGCGUUUGGGUCUCAACAGACCGAGGAGGGCGCGCCUGCUUACGGCACGCUUACCCUCAGCGACGCGUGGGGCACUGCGCUCGCGCCUGCCCCCAUUAGCCCUAUCGACGCGCCCGAGUACGCGCUGCUGUCCGGGACGAUCAAGGCCACGUACAACGCGCACCGGAGCCUCACGGGAGAUGAGAACAUCGUCGUAGCCCCGGGCAUCAUGUCAGGAAACACGGACACUCGGUACUACUGGGCACUCACGCCGCACAUCUACCGCUACAACCACCACAACGGUGGAAACACCACGGGGAUCGCCAGUGGUGUACACACGAUCAACGAAUUCCUGGUGGCCGACGCGUUCUACGAACAGAUCAAAUUUUUCACAACUCUGAUCCUGAAUGCCGACGAGUUCCAGGCGUGA
Molecule: messenger RNA, 1614 nt
Organism: Dichomitus squalens LYAD-421 SS1
Lineage: Eukaryota; Fungi; Basidiomycota; Agaricomycetes; Polyporales; Polyporaceae
Product: carboxypeptidase S
Exons: 11
Coding region: 1-1614 (537 amino acids)
Cellular component (GO): fungal-type vacuole lumen
Molecular function (GO): metallocarboxypeptidase activity
Source: RefSeq, a predicted model, not a curated record